CCCACCAUCAAACGCAUCUCAGUGUUAGGGUUUCUCCUACCUCUCCUCCGGCGGCGGCGAAGGUAGCACCAGCAACAGCAGCGACAAUGGCGGCAGCGGCGACGGAGUCGGUUCAGUGCUUCGGCCGGAAGAAGACGGCGGUGGCGGUGACGUACUGCAAGCGCGGCCGCGGCCUGAUCAAGGUGAACGGGAGCCCCAUCGAGCUGGUGAAGCCGGAGAUCCUCCGCUACAAGGCCUUCGAGCCCAUCCUCCUCCUCGGCCGCCACCGCUUCGCCGGCGUCGACAUGCGCAUCCGCGUGCGCGGCGGUGGGAAGACCUCCCAGAUCUACGCCAUCCGGCAGAGCAUCGCCAAGGCCCUCGUGGCCUUCUACCAGAAGUACGUGGACGAGCAGUCCAAGAAGGAGAUUAAGGACAUCCUUGUCCGCUACGACCGCACCCUCCUCGUUGCCGACCCCCGCCGCUGCGAGCCCAAGAAGUUCGGCGGCCGCGGCGCCCGCGCUCGCUUCCAGAAGUCCUACCGUUAGAUCCCGAUGCCGAUCUCUGAUGUCUGGAAGUACAUCCAUUCAAAUUUUUGGAGGUUUUGAAGGUUGGAGCCCUACAGCUAGAGAUGUACCAAUCACAGAAAGAGGUUCUGAAGGUUCUAGACCUGUAGCUGAAGGUGCUUCAAUCACAAAGAGCUUUGGGGAUAGCCAAAUCUCUUCAUUAAUUCGGACUCAACCAAGUCAGGAAGAAAAAGAAUGAAGUUGUACUGUUUGGACAUUUUGUAGGAAGCAAAGUAUUGUUGUAAUCAAGACAAUAGUAGGCUGUUCCAGUUUGUAAUCAGGAAGCAAAAUAUUGUUUAGACAUUUUGUAGGAAGCAUAGUACUGUUUGCCAGUAGUAGGCUAUUCCAGUUGAUCUGGGCAUUCUGUAAUCAGUUUUUUUUUUUUUUGGAAUAUGUAAGUUGUACUACUUUAUAUAAUGACUUUUUCAAAGAUGAAUGACGUGAAAUUCUGUUCCUUUCAGA
This is a messenger RNA of Elaeis guineensis (African oil palm), 1004 nucleotides long. Its product is annotated as small ribosomal subunit protein uS9. Gene Ontology annotation, molecular function: structural constituent of ribosome; RNA binding. Gene Ontology annotation, cellular component: ribosome; cytosolic small ribosomal subunit. Gene Ontology annotation, biological process: translation; maturation of SSU-rRNA from tricistronic rRNA transcript (SSU-rRNA, 5.8S rRNA, LSU-rRNA). The record is from RefSeq and is a predicted model, not a curated record. Lineage: Eukaryota; Viridiplantae; Streptophyta; Magnoliopsida; Arecales; Arecaceae.